UUUGCGUUGCUCCGCCCCGGAGGCCGGGUAGCAGUCAGCGUGCUGCUCAAAUAGGGCGCUGCGGAGGAGCCCGGAUCACUGGCCGGGGCUGAGGUUGGAAGGCGGAGGCGAGAUGAGCCCGGCGCCCGCGUUCCUGAGCGCUGCCGAGGUGCAGGGCCACUUGCGCAGCUCCAGCCUCCUCAUCCCACCUCUGGAGGCGGCUCUGGCCAACUUCUCUAGCGGCCCGGACGGAGGCGUCGUGCAGCCGGUGCGCACUGUGGUGCCGGUGUCCAAACACAAAGGCUUCCUGGGCGUCAUGCCUGUCUACAGUGCAGCAGAGGAUGCCCUGACCACCAAGCUGGUCACCUUCUACGAGGGCCACAGCACCAGCUCAACCGUCCCCUCCCACCAGGCUGCUGUGUUACUGUUUGAGCCCAGCAAUGGCUCCCUGCUGGCGGUCAUGGAUGGAAAUGUCAUAACUGCCAAGAGAACAGCUGCAGUAUCUGCCAUUGCCACCAAGUUUUUGAAACCUCCUGGCAGCGAUGUGCUGUGCAUCCUUGGGGCUGGUGUCCAGGCCUAUAGCCAUUAUGAGGUCUUCACAGAGCAGUUCUCCUUCAAGGAGGUGAGGAUAUGGAACCGCACCAUGGAAAAUGCAGAGAAGUUUGCGAACACAGUGCAAGGAGAGGUACGGGUCUGUUCAUCAGUGCAAGAGGCUGUGACAGGUGCUGACGUGAUCAUCACGGUCACCAUGGCCACGGAGCCCAUUUUAUUUGGUGAAUGGGUGAAACCAGGGGCCCACAUUAAUGCGGUUGGAGCCAGCAGACCCGACUGGCGAGAACUGGAUGACGAGCUCAUGAAGCAGGCAGUGCUGUACGUGGAUUCCAGAGAGGCUGCGCUGAAGGAGUCAGGAGACGUGCUGUUGUCAGGGGCUGAGAUCUUUGCUGAGCUGGGAGAAGUGAUAAAGGGAGUGAAGCCAGCCCACUGUGAGAAGACCACGGUAUUCAAGUCUCUGGGGAUGGCAGUGGAAGACAUGGUUGCAGCCAAACUGGUAUAUGAUUCCUGGUCGUCUGGUAAAUGAAACGACGAAGCUCUGUGUUGAGAGGGAUGCUACAACUCCAAGGAAGUUGCUCCUGGCCGUCUCCUAGUUUCCAGAUUAAAUGAGGGAGCCAGGCCCCAGUGAACUAUAAUUUUGUGCUUAUCAUGUCAUUUAAAUACCGAGUUUGUAUUUGUAGGUGGAAACCAAAACUAGGUGAUGUUUCUUCUGUUAUACCAGGUUAUAAUAGCAUUCCUUUCCUUUGUGUUCCACUAACUUUGGAUUUCCCUGAAAUAAAGGCUUCCCAGUUCUGCAGUAUUUGCUUUAGUAACUUCCAUUCCUUAUGGCAAGGAAGUGAGGGAAAUGAAGUGCUUUCAUUCAACUGAUGUGACACAUGCCUAUAAUCCCAGCACUCUGGGAGGCUGAGACAGGAGGAUUGCUUGCCUGGGCAAACUUAGCAAAUUGGUAAGGCCCUGUCUCAAAAUUAAAAACAAAAAAGUGUUGGCUGUGUAGUUUAGUGUGGAUACCCUGGAUUAAGUCUCCAAUACUUAAGAAAAAAGUGUUUCCAUUCAUUCUCCUAGAGUGAAUCAUCUCUAAGACAAUAAUGGAAAUUUUUCUGC
Fukomys damarensis (Damara mole-rat) is the source of this 1632-nucleotide messenger RNA. RefSeq names its product crystallin mu (gene Crym). The transcript has 8 exons. Gene Ontology annotation, molecular function: thyroid hormone binding. Gene Ontology annotation, biological process: thyroid hormone metabolic process. Bases 113 to 1057 code for a protein of 314 amino acids. Gene Ontology annotation, cellular component: cytoplasm. The record is from RefSeq and is a predicted model, not a curated record. Lineage: Eukaryota; Metazoa; Chordata; Mammalia; Rodentia; Bathyergidae.